Molecule: messenger RNA, 2126 nt
Organism: Daldinia vernicosa
Lineage: Eukaryota; Fungi; Ascomycota; Sordariomycetes; Xylariales; Hypoxylaceae
Product: WD40 repeat-like protein
Exons: 3
Coding region: 350-1873 (507 amino acids)
Biological process (GO): regulation of DNA damage checkpoint
Cellular component (GO): nucleus
Molecular function (GO): protein binding; DNA binding
Source: RefSeq, a predicted model, not a curated record
UCUAGUUUAAUCAAUUCAAUCAUCACUCAUGCUUGCGCCUUUCUCGUGCAGCUUCAUCUCAUUUUCUGUUCAAAAAAAUGACCUUGUGAUUUGAUUGCUAUUUAAUUAUCAUUCCCCAUCUUUUCCUUUUCCGGUCUCCUAUUCCGUGACAAGUUAGAGCAAGAAGAAGAUAGCGUCUCUAUCCGAGGAGACUGAAGCCUAAUUCACCCCUGGUCACUUUCAUCGCACAUCCAAUACCCAUUAUCUACCAUCUAUUUUGAGCGGUGAUAGUUACCCAAUUACCCUUUCUCAACACCAGCGUCAGCGUCAGCAUCAAUCUCGCAAUUCAUUUUCAUUAGACUUAAUCAUAAUGGCUCCCGAGCUAAGCACCUUCGAGGCCCGAAGGAGAGCAAAUGUGGUUAACAAUGCCAAGUUGCUAAAAGAAUCGGCCGAGGUCGCGGCCAAGAUGCGCAAGGCCGCAGCUCCGCCGCCCAGAGCAACCGCACCCAAGAAGAGGAGAGCUGCCGAACCAGCCCCUCGUACCCGUAUCAUGCCUACCCGUCAGAGUGCAAGACUCGCCGGAGCCGGUGCCGAACCAAGUCUCAAGCUUGAAGACGUACCUGCUGAGUUGAAGCCGCCCGAACCCAAACGCAUUCGCACAAGUGGUGAUUUGCAACUGUCAAAUCUUCAAGUCGAGGGCCAGAGAUGGUCAAGUACCAAUGCUCUCGCUUCGUUUGUUCAAGGCGCCCAACCAGGCGUUCGAACUUUCACUGAGGAUGAUAUCAAAGAUACCUCAGACAGCAAGCUAAAGGACCUCAGAAAGGAGAUGGGUGAUCUUACGCUCUAUGACGGCUGGGUCCCGAACGAUAUCAAAAUUACCCCCGAGCGUGUAUAUUCUCUCACGUUUCAUCCUAUACAGGACAAACCGAUCAUCCUCGCAGGUGAUAAGAAGGGCACCUUAGGCUUUUUCGACGCAUCGCAAGAAAAGCCCACCUAUCCCGAAGAGGAUGACGAGGACGUCGAUAUUCCUCUACCUCAAGUGGGUGCCUUCGAAGUACAUAGCAGGACUAUCACUUCUAUAAAAGUGCCCAUAUUCGAUCCAAAUUCGGUCAUUACUAGCUCCUAUGACUCGUCAAUACGUUGCCUGGAUUUACAAUCGCAAGUCAGCACCCAGCUAUGGCAACCCGAUGACGACGAUAUCGAUAUGGGUAUAUCGUGCAUUGAUAUGUCGCCCGAAGCUAAAGACAUCAUCCUCUUCUCAACUCUAGAAGGUACCUUUGGAAGAUUCGAUAGGCGUGCAAAGACUAAAGCAGAAAUCUGGAGCCUGUCUGACAAUAAGAUCGGUGGCUUUUCCCUAAACCCUCUCCUACCUCAUCUUGUAGCGACGGCAUCGCUUGAUAGGACAUUAAAGAUAUGGGACUUGAGAAUGAUUAACGGCAAAGGUGAUCUUCGUCGGCCCUCGUUACUAGGCGAACAUCAGUCUCGAUUGUCCGUGUCGCAUGCUUCAUGGAGUCGAAAUGGCUACUUGGCAACGUCAUCCUACGACGACACGGUUAAGGUCUACGAUAUGACCGACGCAACGAAGUGGAAGCCUGGCCAAGACCUGUCCGCCAAGCAGAUGAAGCCGGCGCACGUAAUUCCGCAUAACAAUCAGACGGGCCGCUGGGUAACCAUUCUUAAGCCGCAAUGGCAGAUUAACCCCACGGACGGUGUGGAGAAGUUCGCAAUCGCCAAUAUGAACCGGUUCGUUGAUAUCUACGACAGCGAGGGAAAGCAGCUCGGGCAGCUUGAUGGUGAAGGGAUUACUGCGGUGCCUGCAGUUGCAGAGUUUCACCCCACGUUGAAUUGGCUGGCUGGCGGAACUUCCAGUGGAAAAUUAUGUCUCUGGAUGUAAGGGCAGAUAAGUUGACAAAGCAGUGUACCUAUGUAUGAUGGGCGGGGUUUUGUAGCUAUAGCUUUGGCACUUGUAUAAACUACGAUAUUGCAUCCUACGGCAGGGAAGCCAUGGAAGUGAUGUACCCAGGGUAUCGGCGUAGGGGGGCAUGAUUGGCUACCUGUUCUAAUCUAUUAUGAUGUAGCAAUGGACAAUGACGUCCUAUUUUAUACUUGAGCGUCGAAUAGCAGGCAUACUACGAAGUAGCUAGUAA